CUUUAGACAAAUGUAAUCUAUGAUUUUUGAAAACAAAAGCCAAACUUUUUGACAAAAAAUGGCGAAAAAACUACUCAACCAACAACAACAAAAUCUCCUACUUGUGUUUUUUGUCUCUUAUUCUCUUCUUGUUUUUCUUUAACAACCUUUCACAUUCUUCUUUCUUCUUAAUUUCUCUAAAUUCAAAUAUAAUUUUUUUUCUUUCACCAUGUCCAUGGACAAGCACCACCACCAUCAAAUGCCUCUAACCAAGUCAGCAUCAAGGCAAAGAUACAAUGAAUGGGUAUUUAGAGAUGUUCCAAGUGAUAUAACAAUAGAAGUGGAUGGUGCCAUAUUUUCAUUGCACAAGUUUCCCCUUGUGUCGAGAAGUGGACGAAUUCGGAGGCUUGUAGCAGAGCACAGAGAUUCUGAUAUAUCAAGAAUUGAGCUUGUUAGUCUACCAGGUGGAUCUGAAUCAUUUGAACUAGCAGCCAAAUUCUGUUAUGGUGUCAACUUUGAGAUCACUUCAUCAAAUGUUGCUCAACUCUGUUGUGUAUCCGAUUACCUCGAGAUGUCAGAGGAUCACUCGAAAAACAAUCUUGGUUCUCGAGCUGAAGAGUAUCUCGACAGCAUUGUCUGCAAGAAUCUUGAAAUGUGUGUUGAAGUCUUGAGACAAUCCGAAAACUUACUCCCCCUUGCUGAUGAGUUGAAAAUCGUUAGCAGAUGUAUCGAUGCUGUAGCCUCAAAAGCUUGUGUUGAGCAGAUCGCUUCAAGUUUCUCGCGUUUGGAGUAUAGUAGCUCAGGGAGGUUGCAUAUGAGUAAACAAGCCAAUUGUGAAGGGGAUUGGUGGAUUGAGGAUCUUUCUGUUCUUCGUAUCGACUUGUACCAACGUGUCAUAACUGCAAUGAAAUUUCGCGGUGUUAGGCCUGAAAGCAUUGCAGCAUCAUUAGUAAGCUAUGCACAGAAGGAGUUAAUACAAAAGUCCAUUUCUGGUUCAAAAGAAAAACUCGUGGUUGAGACGAUUGUUAGCCUGAUGCCUGUUGAGAAAUUCGUCGUUCCCUUGAGCUUUCUGUUUGGAUUGUUGCGAAGUGCUGUGAUGCUAGACUGCAAUGCUGCUUGUAGGCUUGAUCUCGAGAGACGGAUAGGAUCUCAACUGGAUAUAGCAACUCUGGAUGACAUACUAAUUCCUUCGUUUCGUCAUGCUGGUGAUACAAUGUUUGAUGUUGACACAGUGCAUAGGAUCUUGGUUAAUUUUUCACAGCAGGAAGGCGAUAGCGAUGAUGAGAUGGAAGAUGUAUCGGUUUUUGAAUCGGAUAGCCCUACUGCUACGCCAUCACAAACUGCACUGUUCAAAGUAUCAAAGCUGGUUGACAACUACCUAGCUGAAAUUGCACCAGAUGCAAAUCUGAAGCUGAACAAGUUCAUUGCUGUUGCAGAAACAUUACCAGCACACGCGCGUAGUGUACACGAUGGCCUUUAUCGAGCCAUCGACGUUUACCUCAAAGCUCAUCUAACUUUAUCAGAUCCAGAUAAGAGGAGACUAUGCAAAUCGAUUGAUUUCCAAAAACUCUCACAAGAAGCUGGUGCACACGCUGCACAAAAUGAACGUCUUCCUCUACAAUCAAUCGUUCAAGUUCUCUAUUUCGAGCAAUUAAGGCUAAGAAACGCCUUGUUUUGCUCGUAUCCUGAUGAUGACAUUAAGCCAAUGCAUCAAUCUUGGAGGAUAAACAGUGGUGCUUUUAGUGCAGCAAUGUCUCCCAAGGACAAUUAUGCUUCGUUGAGACGAGAAAACAGGGAGCUAAAACUUGAGCUAGCGCGAAUGAGGAUGAGAUUGAAUGACUUGGAGAAAGAUCAUGUUUGUAUGAAGAGAGAUAUGCAGAAAUCCAGCUCCCGAAGAUUCAUGAAAUCUUUCUCCAAAAGGAUUGGUAAAAAGUUCAACAUUUUCGGACAUAGUUCUUCGAGGGAGUCCACUAAUUCUCCCUCGAGGCACUCGGAAAGAACUGAUUCUAAGAUAACUGAUAGAACAUGACUAUCGAUCUUUCAGGUACAUCGAGUUAC
Molecule: messenger RNA, 2037 nt
Organism: Solanum verrucosum
Lineage: Eukaryota; Viridiplantae; Streptophyta; Magnoliopsida; Solanales; Solanaceae
Product: BTB/POZ domain-containing protein At5g48800-like
Exons: 4
Coding region: 209-2008 (599 amino acids)
Molecular function (GO): protein binding
Source: RefSeq, a predicted model, not a curated record